CCAAUUGAACCUAAACCUGAACCACAAAAAUAAUGAAAUUUUAUUUUAUUUUUCUAAAUUUGUAUUGAAAUAUGCCGAAAUACUAUAGAUUUAGAGCUACGUCACCCACUCUUAAAUUAAAACGAAGUAAAACGGACAAUGAAAAGGAAGUUUUAGAAAAGAGUAAAGAUAAAAACGGGAGUUGGCUGGAUGUGACGCUGGCUUGCACGACAGCGCCCUCGUGGUACCUCAGGCGAACUUCGUGGCGGGAAAGCCCUCCUCCGAUGGGACUGCCACGGCAACUGGCGGCGAUGCUCCGAACCUCACUAAAAGUGACCAACCGUGCGAUGUACGUCUUUAAAGUUUGAUGUUGCCAGUUGGUGCUAUCAAAAUAAUUUUAAACACGACUAAGAUAAUUUUUACCCAAAGAAUUUUAGUCUCUAGCAUAAAUGAUCAGGGCCUGGGUAACCAUUUUGUAUAUUAAAUUAAUACGUGCGUACAAAAUCCGUUCAUUUUUGUUCAUGUCCUCGGUUUUUAGUAAAUAAACAAUUGUUUUUGUGAAUAAGUUUUGUAAAAAUUAAAUGGCGUAUGAUAGAUAAGGUGCUAAAUCCCGCUAUGAGAUCUGUCAACAUAAAAUGUUUACCAUUGGAUCGGGAUAUUCUUUUUAACAGAAAUAAAUCUCAAAAAAUAAACAACAGAUAAAAAAAUCUAAAACGCAUUUUAUUUAAAAGAUUUCACAAGAUUAAAGGGCAGUUAAAGCUCAUAAUACGAUAGAAAUAGCAGUGGUCUACGACAAAAAAAAUGUUGGGAACCGCUGGUAAAGUUUUUUACCAGGUAAUUCUGUAGGAUAUUUUACAGUCAUGACAAAAAUCUAUUGACACAAAACUUUUAACCGCCCAUAUUCAAUUGACUCGUGUUUACCACAAUGUAACCUUAAAGUUUAGGCAUAUGAUCUGAGAUGAACGAUCUUGCCAAGAUUAGGCUAGAAAAAAUUAUCGGUGUAUCGAUAUCUUUCUUAUUUCGUCUAUUCUAUGCGCCAUACAACGCAAUGUUUUUUGUAAA
Molecule: messenger RNA, 1041 nt
Organism: Pararge aegeria (speckled wood butterfly)
Lineage: Eukaryota; Metazoa; Arthropoda; Insecta; Lepidoptera; Nymphalidae
Exons: 2
Coding region: 72-347 (91 amino acids)
Source: RefSeq, a predicted model, not a curated record